AUGGGGAAAAAGUGGGGAAUGAAAACCGCGUGGGCGAAGUCGUUCUUCGUGCUGCAGGAGCAGCUGGAUGCCGACGGCCCCGCUGCGGCUGCGGCGUGGCGGUGCACCCGCUGCGGUGAUGUCCUGCACGCCCCCACCGAUGCACGCACGCGGCGACCGUCGUGUAUCAUCCUUGCCGAGCACCUCGAAGGCGCUGCCUCCUCCGGGGCGGCGCCGAUUACAGGCGUCGCGGCGUGCCGGGCGGGCGUGAUUCGCCACGCCGCGGGCGCCGCCCCGGACCCGGGCGUCGGUGGCGAGGAGGACGCGAAGGCGUUGGCCGCACUGCGGCGACUGCUUUGCGGCGAGGCCGCGGACGGUAAUGUCAGUGGCGGUGGCGGUGAGGCGCCUGUGCGCGUGUUUGUGGCGGUGGAGAAUCCCAAAACGCCGGCCAACGUGGGCAGCAUUCUGCGCGCUGUCGGCUGCUUUGGCUUCUCCGGUCUCAUCUUCUCCGGCAGCCGCUUGCAUGAGGCGCUGCGGCACCGCCCGGUCACUGACACGCAGGCAGCCGGGUUUAGCAGCCCCUACGUUGUCAUCCCCGACAUCCUGAGCCUCUUUGACGUCGUGGAGGACGCGACCGCCUUCGAGGCCGUCGUGGUGGCGGUGGACAUGAUCGACGGCGCCACGCUGCUGCCGCUGUACCACCACCCGCACCUCCGCGCCGCCGAGGCCGUCGCCGCGCAGCCCGGGGAGCGUCGGCUGCCGAAGGUGGUCAUUUACCUGUUUGGCGCGGAGGAUGGAACGAUCGGGCAGGCGGCCCUCGCCCGCUGCCACGCCGCGGUGUUUCUCCCCACACAAGGCAGUUUAAACCUCGCGGCGGCGGUAAACGUCGUGCUAUACGAUCGCUGCGCGGCAGAGUGGCGCUUGCGGGCCUCCGCUGGCGAUGCAGCCGCAUCGGCGGCGGCCGCGCGCGACGCUGCCGUCUGCUGUCUUCGAACCCGCAACGCCAACAACCGGACAUCGUGGCGUGAUCCCGCUCCCGCCGCAGCGGCCGCCCUGCCGGCGCAGCCUGAGGGACACAAACGGAGUCGGGAGAAGGAGCUGCGUUGA
Trypanosoma conorhini is the source of this 1086-nucleotide messenger RNA. RefSeq names its product 23S rRNA methyltransferase. Gene Ontology annotation, molecular function: RNA binding. Gene Ontology annotation, cellular component: cytosol. Gene Ontology annotation, biological process: tRNA nucleoside ribose methylation. Lineage: Eukaryota; Euglenozoa; Kinetoplastea; Trypanosomatida; Trypanosomatidae. Bases 1 to 1086 code for a protein of 361 amino acids. The record is from RefSeq and is a predicted model, not a curated record. The transcript has a single exon.